CCCCUUCAUAAGUCCAUGUCCCUGAUUUUCCAAAGACCAUUGACCUCCCCACAUCCUUCCCAUUGACAUUUCCCCGUCACCGACGAAUCACGGUCCUAUUGCCGGGGUGAACAUCCACUCGGUCCCUCCAUCCUUCAGCCCAACAUCACAAAGAUGCCUUCCACAUCGAGCCACUCUGCAGCUUCGCUCCCUCCGGAGGUCGUGACCUGCUUACAAAAUGCGCGAUUCCUGCACCUCUCCACAUGCCACCAGAACAUCCCCCACAUCUCCCUCAUGAACUACACAUACCUCCCCUCCACCCCCUGGGACCCCAACCCCGUCAUCAUCAUGACCACCACCCCUUCCUCCACCAAGACCGCCAACCUCCUCCACAACCCCCGCGUCGCCCUCCUCGUCCACGACUGGGUCUCCCACCGCCCGCCGACCCUCUCUUCCAACACCGGCGACCCCGAGUCCGAGCCCGCGCCCCCGACCACCGCCACCCCGUCGCUCGACCCGGCCCCACCCGGCCCGCAGCGGCCGACCGGCCUCGCCGCGCUGCUGCUGAACCUCAACACGAGCGCGCUGUCGUCGAUCUCGGUGACGUUGAAUGGGACGGCGCGGCUGGUGGAGUCGGAGGAGGAGGGGGGGUGGCUGAGGCGGAAGCACUUGGAGAACAAUACGCCUUCUUCCGCGGGGGAGGAUUUGCAGAGAUUGGAGGAGGAUGGCGGGACGGAUUGCUAUAUCAAUGACGAUGAGACGAAGGUCGUCUUGGUUAGGAUGGAGGGCGGGCGGAUAUCGGAUUGGAAGGGGCAUGUGAGAGACUGGGUCGUGGGAUCGAUGCCUGGUGAUGCUCCAUAUCUCAACGGUGCAACGGCAUGAAUGUCAUACUGUGUGUAUUUUUAUGGUGCUUGGACCUUCGACGAGGCCUGCAACUUGCAUCUUGCCGAUGAUUUCGUUAACCUUCCAUUGGAAGAGCGGAAUAUGGCACGAAUGACUUGGCACGGGAACGCGGGGUAAUUAAUGGAGGGCCAAGUUGACGAGAACAACAUGAACAAGCUCGAGGAAAUCAGACCGCCUGGAUUUCAAGCCAGAUUUGAAUGAA
Messenger RNA from Eremomyces bilateralis CBS 781.70, 1084 nucleotides. RefSeq lists its product as uncharacterized. Gene Ontology annotation, cellular component: nucleus; cytoplasm. The transcript is spliced from 2 exons. The coding region runs from base 154 to 861 and encodes 235 amino acids. Lineage: Eukaryota; Fungi; Ascomycota; Dothideomycetes; Eremomycetales; Eremomycetaceae. The record is from RefSeq and is a predicted model, not a curated record.